CCUCGCAUCCCCUCCUACCCCCCAAGCCUAGGAACACGUGGAGCCCCCCAGCCAGCUAGCCCUGAGGUCAACAGCAGAGUCGCAAUCUUCUUGAUCUUACAGUACUUCUCCCUGCGUUCAUAGCUACUCUACUAACAGAAAAUGGCCUCCCCCCUCAAGGUAUGUGUAACUGGUGCAGCUGGCCAGAUUGCCUACUCCCUCCUCUACUCCAUUGCCAAUGGUGAUGUGUUUGGAAAGGACCAGCCUAUUAUUCUGACCCUGCUGGACAUCACUCCUAUGAUGGGCAGUGUUAACGGCGUUGUGCUGGAGCUGCAGGACUGUGCCCUCACCCUACUCAGAGAUGUGAUCCCCACUGAUAACCCCCAGGUGGCCUUCCAGGAUGCUGACGUGGCAGUGCUAGUGGGAGCCAUGCCACGACGGGAGGGUAUGGAGAGGAAGGACCUACUCAAGGCCAACGCUAAGAUCUUCGAGACUCAGGGAAAGGCUCUCGAUGCAGUAGCCAAGAAAACUGUCAAGGUGCUGGUUGUGGGUAACCCUGCCAACACCAACGCCUUGCUGUGUGCCACGUCAGCACCUUCCAUCCCUAAGGAGAACUUCACUUGCCUUACACGACUCGACCUCAACAGAGCACAAGGACAGAUUGCUAUGAGGGUUGGCACUACGACUGACAACGUGCACAACGUGAUCAUCUGGGGUAACCACUCAUCUACUCAGUUCCCAGAUGUUGCUCAUGCCUACGUCACUAAGGAUGGGGGAAAAACUCCCGUGUACGAGGCAGUCAACAACGACGCCUGGCUCAAGGGAGAGUUUAUCACUACUAUCCAGAAGAGAGGAGCUGCCAUCAUAGCUGCUCGCAAGCUCUCCAGUGCCAUGUCGGCUGCCAAGGCCAUCUGUGACCACCUCAGAAACUGGUGGUUUGGAACACCUGAGGGUGAGUGGGUGUCCAUGGGAGUGUACACUAAUACCACCACGUACGGGAUCUCAGAGGGUGUGGUCUACUCAUUCCCUGUCACCAUCAAGCCCGGCGGAGAAUGGAAGAUCGUCGAGGGGUUGACAAUAUCUGACUUUGCUCGUGAGAAGAUGGACAUCACUGCUAAAGAGCUUCAGGAUGAGAAGGACACAGCUCUGCAGUUCCUGAGUGCCAAUCUGUAGUGUGUCAACUCUCUUAGGGACAACACUUAGAGCUUGUGUAAUUAAUAAUUAUAUGUUAUAAUAAUUAUAAUUAUAACUGUUGAUGUAAGAGAUGGUUGAUGUAUCGGUUGGUGUACUAGAUCUAGUAGUUUUUUUGUCAUUGAGAUUGUACAUUGUUGAUUGUUUUGUAUAAGCUCUUACGUAAAACA
This is a messenger RNA of Halichondria panicea, 1340 nucleotides long. RefSeq names its product malate dehydrogenase, cytoplasmic-like. Bases 142 to 1152 code for a protein of 336 amino acids. Lineage: Eukaryota; Metazoa; Porifera; Demospongiae; Suberitida; Halichondriidae. Gene Ontology annotation, molecular function: L-malate dehydrogenase (NAD+) activity. Gene Ontology annotation, biological process: oxaloacetate metabolic process; malate metabolic process; tricarboxylic acid cycle. The record is from RefSeq and is a predicted model, not a curated record. The transcript is spliced from 8 exons. Gene Ontology annotation, cellular component: mitochondrion; cytosol.